Molecule: messenger RNA, 2241 nt
Organism: Ochotona princeps (American pika)
Lineage: Eukaryota; Metazoa; Chordata; Mammalia; Lagomorpha; Ochotonidae
Product: ubiquinol-cytochrome-c reductase complex assembly factor 1
Exons: 10
Coding region: 141-1040 (299 amino acids)
Biological process (GO): mitochondrial respiratory chain complex III assembly
Cellular component (GO): mitochondrion
Source: RefSeq, a predicted model, not a curated record
CACAGCCUGGGACACCUGCGCGUGCGCGCGAAAGUCUCCGCGCGCCUGCGCCGCGGGCGAGAGACCCGUGUAGGAAAGGGGCGGUGGCGGCGGGGGACUCCGGAAACCCGCCUUUCACCCGGAAAUGGUUGCUGAGGAACAUGGCGUUGCUGGUGCGAGUCCUUAGGAAUCAGGCUAGCAUCUGCCAGUGGGUUCCAGUAUGCAGCCAGUUGGUACCUGUGUUUCCUACUCAAAGACAGUGGAGCAGAACUCUGUCUGGCCUUUCCCAGCACGCUCAGAUGAGCCAGUCCCGAGGGUGUGAUGGCUCAGUGCAGAUUCCUGGAAUGCAUAUACAACUGAGUAGAAAGUAUCACACCACAAAUAAGCUUCCUGCUACAAAGGAUUCAUCCCAACCGGAUGAAGAGAAAGUUGGUGCCUUUACAAAGAUAAUCGAAGCUAUGGGAUUCACAGGACCUUUGAAAUAUAGUAAAUGGAAGAUUAAGAUUGCAGCUCUGCGCAUGUACACUAGCUGUGUGGAGAAAACUGACUUCGAGGAGUUCUUUCUAAGGUGUCAAAUGCCAGAUACAUUCAACUCAUGGUUUCUUAUAACCCUACUCCACGUAUGGAUGUGUCUAGUCCGAAUGAAGCAGGAAGGCCGGAGUGGGAAAUACAUGUGUCGUAUCAUAGUUCAUUUUAUGUGGGAGGAUGUUGAGCAGCGUGGCCGAGUCAUGGGGGUUAACCCCUAUAUCCUGAAGAAGAACAUGAUCCUGAUGACAAAUAAUUUUUAUGCAGCAAUCUUGGGAUAUGAUGAGGGGAUCCUUUCAGACGACCAUGGGCUGGCAGCUGCUCUCUGGAGAACCUUCUUCAACCAGAAGUGUGAAGAUCCUCGGCAGCUUGAACUGCUGGUGGAGUAUGUGAGGAAACAGAUGCAGUACCUGGACUCCAUGAAUGGGGAGGAUCUGCUGCUAACAGGAGAGGUGAGCUGGCGCCCUCUAGUGGAGAAGAAUCCUCAGAGCAUCCUGAAGCCCCCUUCCCCUACCUACAACGACGAGGGUCUUUGACACGCUGCCCCCUCCAGUCGUUUAGCCAGCUGGCUUUGAGGAGCUGCCAGAAGAGAAGUGCCUGUUUGUCCCAGGACCUGCAUAGAGAGGCCUGAACUGACCUAUGUACAGCCCCUGUCGCAUACCUGUCCCCAUUUCAGUUGAGUUUUCUCUCGUGCUCAGGAGUCUGUUCUGGUAGGAUAAAGUGCUGGGAGAAUGCCUUGCUUUUCCUCAGGAGAAGCUCCAGGAAAGAGCUCUCCAAGUUCCUCUAGCAGCCGCAUGUGAUUGACAAUGCUUCCCAAAAGCUGAGGAAAGGAUGGGUAGAUUCAAAGGGGGACACCCCGCUGAGGGCCUGCCAUGGCCUAGGAGCAGUUGGUAACACAGUCAACUCGAAUUGGGCAGCGAGCCUCUGUCCACUGGCUCUGGGCCACCAGGCGGAGUUGGCCAUGAAAAGAAGCAGAGCCUUAUCUCUGCCAGGCUCUUUUUUAUGUCUUUUAGAAACUUCUCAGAUGGUAAAUGCAGCACGCUAACCCUGUCCAGCUCAAGGGGAGAGGUCAGGCGCGCCAGCCUCUAGGACGCAGGAGGCCUCUGAGGGCCGCAGGGCUUGUCCCAUCCCACGUCAUUUGCAGGAGGCCUCCAGAACAAAGGUCCCUUUGUCAUCCCCACGAACUGGGUAAAGAGCGUGCCACCUUCCCUGUCAGGGCCUCCCCUCCUGGGAGAAGCAAUCCUUGGUCCUGGCUGACUUGUGUCCCCUCCCAACUCCUGGCACAUGUGCUGCAGGGCCAGGAUGGUCCAGUGCUUGUGCGCCAGUCCCCUCCUCCCUCCCUCUGGAGUGAGGGUCACAUCUUGGGGGACUUUCUUACACUGAAGAAAGGGGCGGGGAACCGUAUUGCCCCUCCUUCCCCCGUCCAACUUCCUUCAUUUAACUUGCUAUAAAAUGAGUCAUAUAAAGAAAUUCUAUAUGGGUGAGGUAUGUCCCACUUCUGUGAAAACAUUACAAAUCAUCCCGCCUUCUCUGAGUUUAUUUAAGAAGCUUUUGUUGCACGCGGAGCCCUAGAGUGAAGCCCCUGUGUGUGUGAGAUAAUAACACCUUGUAACUCAUUACAGCUGGGCACUAUUUACAGAAACCAGAGCUGAGCCAGGCAGGAAUUUGCUGAUUAAUUUAUUUUUAAUGGAGUGAAGUAUACCAUGCACCAAAAUAAACUUUACUGUGUGUACCUAA